UAUUACCGCCAAAAAUGGAAUUUGAUAAAACCAUUGAUUUUGAAUUUCAGUUAUUAAAAUAGACUUAAUAAUUCAAUUUAAAAAUUUACCAAUCCUUCAAUUUUGAGAAAAUUUGGUGAAUAAAAGUCAAUUUUUACUAACCUGGAUGUUGUUUUGACUUUCACGGCAUUGCAUCGUUAACACGUGAACCAAUGAGAUGACUCGUUCUAGACUCUACGAUGAAUUCUCCUCUAUGAUUGGUGGAAUCGUAUGGAAUAUUCUAGAAGCUGGGUAAAUGAACAAAACCGGCUGCACGACCAACAAACUUCCCGUUUACGUCUUGGUCUUGCAAACGAGCAGUCACAAGAGACUGUGCUAAACAUUUUUAUAAAUUUUCCAAUUUAUCCAUUGAUUCCUACUAUUUCUAAGUAACCCAAAAUGGCCGCCAAAGCACCAGCAGUGGGCAUUGAUCUAGGAACUACCUACUCUUGUGUUGGAGUUUUUCAGCAUGGCAAAGUUGAAAUUAUUGCCAACGAUCAGGGUAACAGAACUACACCCAGUUAUGUUGCCUUCACAGACACUGAACGUCUCAUUGGAGAUGCCGCCAAGAAUCAGGUGGCAAUGAACCCCAACAACACAAUUUUUGAUGCCAAGAGAUUGAUUGGUAGGAGAUUCGAAGAUGCCACUGUGCAGUCUGACAUGAAGCACUGGCCCUUUGAAGUGGUCAGCGAUGGCGGAAAACCAAAAAUUCAAGUAGCAUAUAAGGGAGAGAACAAGACCUUUUUCCCAGAAGAGGUGAGCUCCAUGGUUCUGACCAAGAUGAAGGAGACUGCUGAGGCCUACCUGGGUAAGACUGUAACAAAUGCUGUGAUCACAGUUCCUGCAUACUUCAACGACUCUCAGCGUCAAGCAACCAAAGACUCGGGCACCAUUUCCGGCCUCAACGUUCUGCGUAUCAUCAACGAGCCGACCGCUGCCGCCAUUGCAUACGGUCUCGACAAAAAGGGCCAUGGUGAACGCAACGUUUUGAUCUUCGAUUUGGGUGGUGGUACCUUCGAUGUGUCGAUCCUGACCAUCGAGGACGGUAUCUUCGAAGUGAAGUCGACAGCCGGAGACACUCACUUGGGAGGAGAGGACUUCGACAACAGAAUGGUCAACCACUUUGUGCAGGAAUUCAAGAGGAAGCACAAGAAGGACCUGACCUCAAACAAGCGUGCACUGAGGAGGCUGAGAACCGCCUGCGAGCGCGCGAAGAGAACUCUGUCCUCAUCCACCCAGGCCAGCAUUGAGAUCGAUUCUCUGUAUGAGGGUAUCGACUUCUACACAUCGAUUACAAGGGCGCGUUUCGAGGAAUUGAACGCCGACCUGUUCCGUAGCACGAUGGAGCCAGUGGAGAAAUCGCUGAGGGACGCCAAGAUGGAUAAGUCACAGAUCCACGACAUUGUGCUGGUCGGAGGUUCGACUCGCAUCCCCAAGGUGCAGAAGUUGCUGCAGGACUUCUUCAACGGGAAGGAGCUGAACAAGUCGAUCAACCCCGACGAGGCGGUCGCCUACGGAGCCGCCGUCCAGGCCGCCAUCCUCCACGGAGACAAGUCCGAGGAAGUCCAGGACUUGCUUCUGCUCGACGUCACCCCUCUCUCCCUGGGAAUCGAAACUGCUGGAGGCGUGAUGACUGUCCUCAUCAAGAGAAACACUACCAUUCCAACCAAGCAGACUCAGACAUUCACCACCUACUCGGACAAUCAGCCCGGUGUGUUGAUCCAGGUCUACGAAGGAGAGCGUGCCAUGACCAAGGACAACAACCUACUUGGAAAGUUCGAGCUGACUGGCAUUCCCCCCGCACCGCGUGGUGUGCCCCAGAUCGAGGUGACCUUCGACAUUGACGCCAACGGCAUUCUGAAUGUAACAGCCAUCGAGAAGUCGACCGGCAAGGAGAACAAGAUCACAAUCACCAACGACAAGGGCCGCCUCAGCAAGGACGACAUCGAGCGCAUGGUGAACGACGCCGAGAAGUACAAGGCUGAGGACGAGAAGCAGAAGCAGGUGAUUGCCGCCAAGAACGCUCUCGAGUCGUACUGCUUCAACAUGAAGAGCACACUCGAGGACGAGAAGCUCAAGGACAAGAUCUCAGAGUCUGACAAGACCGCCAUCUUGGACAAGUGCAACGAGGUGAUCAGGUGGCUGGACGCCAACCAGCUGGCCGAGAAGGAGGAGUUCGAGCACAAGCAGAAGGAGCUCGAGGCCCUCUGCAACCCCAUCAUCACCAAGCUGUACCAGAGCGGAGGCGGCGCCCCCGGAGGCAUGCCUUUCCCAGGUGGUUUCCCCGGUGCCGGCGGUGCUGCCCCAGGUGCAGGAGCCGCCCCCGGCUCAGGAGCUGGCCCAACCAUCGAAGAAGUCGACUAAACUCCCAAUUUUUGACAAAGGAAUCAUUUACUCAACAAUUGCAAUAUUUCAUGCUCUCGUAUAUGAAAUGAGUCUCUAUUGACAUUGAAUUCUAAUAAUGCCUUUUCAAAAAAUAAUUUCAUUGUUUCACACUGUUCUAUUGAAAUUGUUGAUUAAAAUAAAGAUCUGGAUUUUGGAAAAUUAA
Molecule: messenger RNA, 2566 nt
Organism: Nilaparvata lugens (brown planthopper)
Lineage: Eukaryota; Metazoa; Arthropoda; Insecta; Hemiptera; Delphacidae
Product: heat shock 70 kDa protein cognate 4
Exons: 5
Coding region: 418-2382 (654 amino acids)
Biological process (GO): vesicle-mediated transport; protein refolding; cellular response to unfolded protein
Cellular component (GO): plasma membrane; cytosol; nucleus
Molecular function (GO): misfolded protein binding; heat shock protein binding; ATP hydrolysis activity
Source: RefSeq, a predicted model, not a curated record